AUGGGAUCGCCCAACAAGGAGGCCAUCGAGGGGCCCCUCAAACAAGUAGCCACGGGGAGAUCCGCCGAUCAGGCGGCCUCGGACGAGUCCGUCCAUGAGGCGACCAAGCAGGCCGCCCCCGAGGACUCCCCCGGGGCAUCUUCCAAGCGGCCCACUGGGAAGCCCCUCGAGGGGUCCACCGAGGAGCCCACCAGGCCGACAGCCGCCAAGGAGCCCGCCAAGCAGCCCGCCAAACGCUCCGGCCUGAAAAUGCCGGCUCCCAAGCGCCGGCGGGCAGAUGCCGAUCCCCCCGAUGGCGCGGCCCCGGACGGGACCCCCCUCAUCCCGGCAGACCUCCCGGUCAUGCCCUUCGACUUGGCUGCCGGCGUGGAUCCGCAGUUUAGAUUCCUGCUCUUCGGGCCACCUCCAAGCCCAGGCGACACGGCUUCGCCAGCUCCACAUGGGGGGGCAUGGCGCUCCCCGCUCUUGACCGAGGCCGAGGCCGACUUUCUCUUCCGGCUGCGAUCGCGCACGCCCAGCGACUCGGCGCAUGCCGUCGGAUCGGGCUUCGUCGCGGCCGAGCAGUUCCCCGGCACCGCGGCCAUCGGCCUGGGCCACACGCGCCCGGUGGUUGCCAGCAGCCAAGUGGGCACAUUCGGCGUGCCGGAGGCCAGCCAGCCCGCCGUGGACCCUGUCCCGGCUGCUGACGCUGCGCCGAUCGGUGCACCUGCCUCGGCCGGCUCGACGAUCCCGGCACCCGGCCAGGAGAGUGAGAGCACGGUCGACUCGGUCCGGCACCUGGUCCAGCCCGGGCCCGUGCCUCCGGGCUUGCUGGUGGAUGGGGUGCCCGCCGGUGGGAUCAUUGAUUCGGCGGAUUUCGAUUGGUGGCGCCUACAGGCGGCCAUCAUCGAUGACCGAUCUACCGGGGCCUCCGACUCGCACCUGGGCCACAGCCUCCAGCGCCUGGGGGUACAGCUGGGCAUGGGGCCCGGGCGGGGCACAACCGGCGAGGGCGACCGGUCGCCGACGCUCUCGAGCGUGACGUCUUCGCCGGCGCUGCCACCGAGUGACGCGGCCAGGGACUCCGCCUCUGCCACGGGCGCAGGCUUGGCGGCGAGUCCCGACAUCGACACCGGCACCGGCACCGGCACUGACACCGGCCCGGCUCCUCUUCAUAAUGCCAACCCGCAGUCGGCCCCAGGUGCCGAGCCGAUGAUCGAUGUCGACGCGCAAAUCAGCGCCGUCACUCGCUCGCAGGUAAAGCGCCUGCUGUUGCGGGAUUUGAAGGCCCGUCGAAUGCUUGCCCGCGAUGCGGCCCUUUGGCACCUUUACGGACGAACAGCCGCCUGGCUCGACGCCGCCACAAAGCCCGGGCCUUCCGCCUUUGGAGCCGACACCGCGGCAGUGGCGGCCCCACCGCCGGACCCCGCCCAAGAACCGGCCCCCCAGGCCACGGAGGAGCCAGCGGCUCCCCAUCGUGAACCGGUCCUGCUGUGCGCGCCGCGGCCCGAUCCAACCCGCCGCCAUGGUCGAGCUGGACCGGCGGCUCGGGCAGUUGUGCCGCCCCCGGCUCCUGGAGUUGACACGACCCUGACGCCGUAG
This is a messenger RNA of Fonticula alba, 1581 nucleotides long. RefSeq lists its product as hypothetical. The coding region runs from base 1 to 1581 and encodes 526 amino acids. The record is from RefSeq and is a predicted model, not a curated record. The transcript is spliced from 2 exons. NCBI's taxonomy places the organism in Eukaryota, Rotosphaerida, Fonticulaceae.